CAUAUCUGUUUAUUAGCAUUUGUUGUUUAUAAACCGUAAAUUUGAGAGUUGUGGUGAAUUAGAUCUUAAAUCUAUAAUUAGAUAGUCAUAAAAUUUAACACAAAACAUUCCAUUCUUGUUGUCGCAGAAAAUACUUCUAAAAUAUUUCUUUUUUGUUCAAGAAUGACUGAUCCAACACUCGUAUACAGGCGCUACCAUGGCUACGUCAGCACCGCCAUUUGUUUGACUGGAAUUGUGGGAAAUGUUGUAAGUUUCAUCGCAUGGAGCUUCAAAAAGUCUCAGAAAUCCACGUACUUCAUAUUAUCCUUUCUAGCCAUUGUUGAUGCGCUGUGCCUGCUAAUGUUCCAAAUAUACAUAGUCUCCUUCUUCAUGGUGAUGUCGCCAAAUAAGGAAGACACGUAUACCGAAGCGGGAAUGUAUGUUGUGAUGAUAAGUUUCCACUUGUUCAUUGCAUUUCACAUGCUUUCCACGUGGCUAACGAUUAAUAUGAUGAUUUUCAGAUUCCUAAAAAUUGUGAAACCCGCGUUGGCGUCAAAAGUUUGUACACUGAGGCGCGCGAAGAUAUCGGUAACAGUUGUCACCGUCGUAGUGCUGGCGGCGUCAUCAGCGAACUAUCCUUUCUACAAAGUUGAGAAAAUUAGAAGUAACUCAACAAAUACGUCCAGUUAUUUUCUUGAGCCUACAUCAUUUACGAAAUCUAAUCCUGGAUAUCCCACUUUGCUGCUGUGGAUUUACGGCGUGGUCGUCAAAAUAAUUCCCAUCGUGACAAUUCUGAUUUUAUGCACUUUAAUCAUUUGUCACAUUCAAAAGGCGAAAAGACGUAUCCAUGACAUUACUCAAAAUCACGCUUCAACUGAACAAUACAAUCAAACGACACUGAUGCUCUCAGUAGUUGCUUUUAUUUAUGUUCUCACUGAAUUGCCCAUUGGUGUCAUGACCUUCAUUUCAGGUCUCCAUGGAGAUGACGGACAUCUUUUUUACUUUCUGUUAUUUUCAGGCGUUGGAGACUUGCUUGAUCUGUGUACGUUGAUCAACAGCACCGCUAAUUUCUUUGUGUAUAUCUCCAUGAGUCGUAAUUUCAGAAGUAUUCUUACUGAUAUGAUAAAAUGUAAAGUCAAUGACUAA
This is a messenger RNA of Ostrea edulis (European flat oyster), 1125 nucleotides long. Its product is annotated as G-protein coupled receptor dmsr-1-like. The record is from RefSeq and is a predicted model, not a curated record. The transcript has a single exon. Gene Ontology annotation, molecular function: G protein-coupled peptide receptor activity. Gene Ontology annotation, cellular component: membrane. NCBI's taxonomy places the organism in Eukaryota, Metazoa, Mollusca, Bivalvia, Ostreida, Ostreidae. The coding region runs from base 163 to 1125 and encodes 320 amino acids.